AUGGGUUAUAAAAGAGUGUUGUGGAUUGCUUCCUUGCUCGUCGGAGCUGUGACUGCGCAGACCGCGCAGACCGCGACAGUCACAAACCCAGGCGAUGUCGCAUAUCACAGAACGUACAUGUACGUGGGAGGCGGUUAUGUUGUUAAUAGCGCGGGACAGCAUGUCUUCAGCAACCAGAUGUACGUGGAGAGGCUGACUCCUACUCGCGGAGCUUCCAAAACCAAUCCUAUUGUUUUUGUUCAUGGGCAAGCCCAGACUGGAACGAACUGGCUGAACAAGCCUGAUGGAAAAGCCGGAUGGGCGUCAUACUUCCUCUCUCAGGGUUAUGAAUGCUAUCUCAUCGACCAGACCUUCCGCGGUCGUAGUCCGUGGCUUCCUAACAACGGCACCCUGAGCACAUACAGCGCUGAACUUUUGCAACAACGCUUCACUGCGCCUCAAAACUACAACCUAUGGCCACAAGCUUCCCUUCACACCCAAUGGCCCGGAACCGGAGUCAUGGGUGACAUCAUCUUCGACACUUACUAUUCCUCCACUGUGGAAUUUCUCAGCUCCGCCACUUACCAGCAGUCCACUGUCCAGGCCGCUGGUGCAGCUCUGCUCGAUCUCAUCGGCAAACCUGCGAUCGUGCUAGCUCACUCUCAAGGGGGUCUGAUGCCCUGGUUGUUGGCUGACGCUCGUCCGAACCUCGUUCAUUCCAUUGUGGCUAUCGAGCCUACGGGCCCUCCGUUCCAGGAAGCCGUCUUCAGUAACACCUCUGCUCGUGCUUAUGGAUUAACUGAUAUCCCCAUCACUUACUCGCCUGCAGUAAUCAACCCCGCCACUGAUUUAGUAACGCAGACUAUCGUCUCUCAGACAGCAAAUGUGUCCAACUGUGUGAUCCAAGCUGAUAGUCCUGCUCCGCGACAAUUGACCAAUAUCGCCCAGGUUCCUGUCCUUGUGGUAACCUCGGAGUCUUCCUAUCAUGCGCCGUACGACUGGUGCACGGUCGAGUUCUUGCAGCAGGCUGGUGUUCACACUGAUCAUUACCAGUUGGGUCUAAUGGGUAUUCACGGGAACGGACAUAUGAUGUUUAUGGAGAAGAAUAGUGAUAGCGUGGCUCGGGUGAUCCAGGGUUGGAUUGAGCAGCAUUAA
Molecule: messenger RNA, 1134 nt
Organism: Talaromyces amestolkiae
Lineage: Eukaryota; Fungi; Ascomycota; Eurotiomycetes; Eurotiales; Trichocomaceae
Exons: 2
Coding region: 1-1134 (377 amino acids)
Source: RefSeq, a predicted model, not a curated record